AUGGUAGUUGAUGGUAUUGAGGAAAUUCGCUUUCAUACAUCUUCUGACUCUGAAUAUAUGGACAACUUUCAAGAGUAUCUUGAACGUAUGGAAGACAAUGUGUGUAUCCUUAAUCAGACAAAUGAAGAACAUGUAAAAAAACUUCAGGUCACUAUUGAAGACUUUGAAGGCACAACUACUUAUAUAAAGGGACAAGUUGCUCGCAACAUGCGGAGGAUCGAAACUCUAGAUCAGAAAAUUCACAACACUACUGAAGAUCGUCUAUCUCCGAUGCAUCAGAAGAUAGAUGACUUUAUUCAGUCCUUAUCCAUUCUAGAGUCUGUCUAUGGAGCCAAGUUAGAUCAUAUGCAGAAUCAUGUAACUGCUCAAGACCAGUACAUCUCCACUCUUGAGAAGUCCAUUGCAGAACUAUCUAAAGCUUCUGUAUCAUCCUCCAACUCUCCCUUUCAAGAAUUUAGUGAGCAAGUUCAACGCCAGCUGGAUUCAUUGCGAUCAGACAUUGCAAAUCUCUCAAAAUCAAAUUCCCAGAAAGGCCAUAACUCCUUAGGUGAAAUAUCUUCUCUUCAGAAGACUAUUCAGUUGCUAGUGAAUGAAGUCAACGCUAUCAAGACACAAUCUUCUUCUUCUGAUAUAUGUGAACUUCAACAAAAAGUUGCAUCGACUGAUUCCAAGCUUGACUUGAUCUUGGCAAAGUUAUCUGUUUCAAAUGAUAGGCCACCUGAACCGGAGGGGGAAAAGGUCAAAAAGACCAUAUCAAAUGAAGAAUUAGCUAAGCAACUUAAGUUUAAGGAUUUAAAGUCUAAACAAGAGGUGCUUUUCAAAAAGAAAUCUUCAGAGAUCUCGCCUAAAGAAAGAAGUGCAUGGCAUGAUGAACAAUUUAGAGCACCAUCUCCUAAAAGAACCAUCUUCUUCAAUCCUGAUAGAGAUACUUAUCAGAAUAUCAAGGCCAUCCAGCCCACAAAUUCCUUCACACCUCCUUCAGACCUCACUAAAGAAAACUAG
This is a messenger RNA of Lactuca virosa, 1002 nucleotides long. The record is from the annotation of a GenBank genome assembly. NCBI's taxonomy places the organism in Eukaryota, Viridiplantae, Streptophyta, Magnoliopsida, Asterales, Asteraceae.